AUGGCGACGACCGUGGGCACCUGCGACUCCGUAAUAGCGGAAAUCAAGACCUCUAUGGAACAGGCGGGUUUCUUUUAUGACGUGAACAACACAGUGAGCUGUGCCUGCAAAGCCACCACUUCCAACACAAGCGAUGUUUUGGCGCAAUUGCCGUUCACCAACAACGGGUUCUACGUUCAAUGCAACUUUUGUCCGCAAUGCGACGCUACGGGUGUUUGCGCCGAUCGAUCUAUCAUCUUUGAAACAUUUGAAGAUGAAACCACCAGAGGAUUUGAUGGGCUCGUGUUCCGAGAAGAUUGUUUCACUUACACUAGCGGGCGGCCCUCGGAUACGGUUUGCACCCAAGACUAUUUUGAUUUUGAUUUGGGAUAUCAAGUGUGUAACACCACCGUAAAUGACAACCAAUGCAGUAGUUGUGCAUAUGAGCGUUGCGAUGCAAAUGAUGAAUUUAGUAGGAAGCCAAUGAGAAUGGAUUGCAGCAAUCAACCUGGUGGAGAAGUCUUUCACCCAUGCACCUUUGCCGAGGAUGGCAAAAUUGUCAGAGGAAGCAAUCUCAGUGGUGUUUUCACCAUUUGGAACGAAGACUUUUUGUGCGUCGACGGACCUACAAUGCCAACCAUCAGUGAAGGAAACAUUAUCCCCGCUCUGGAUAUGUCAUGGGUUGGUGUGUUGACCGCGCUUCUAUGGUGGGCCCUCUGA
Seminavis robusta is the source of this 699-nucleotide messenger RNA. Lineage: Eukaryota; Bacillariophyta; Bacillariophyceae; Naviculales; Naviculaceae. The record is from the annotation of a GenBank genome assembly.